Molecule: messenger RNA, 1983 nt
Organism: Coffea eugenioides
Lineage: Eukaryota; Viridiplantae; Streptophyta; Magnoliopsida; Gentianales; Rubiaceae
Product: low-temperature-induced 65 kDa protein-like
Exons: 4
Coding region: 120-1745 (541 amino acids)
Biological process (GO): response to stress; response to abscisic acid
Source: RefSeq, a predicted model, not a curated record
GUUGCAUGUCAAAAGCAGAAUCAAGCAUUUGUCUGACAACAAAAACAUAGUAAAAGAGAGUUUGUUUUGGUUAAGAAUUUGUGUAUUUUUGUAGAAAGAAAGGUUUGUUUGAAACAGGCAUGGAAUCCCAAUUACACCGCCCUUAUGGCCAUACGGAUGAUCAAGAUCCCCAACACGCAGCGGUUGAGGAUGAAGGAGACCAUCAUCAUCAUGAGAAGACAUCAGUGAUGAGGAAAGUGAAGGCGAAAGCGAAGAAGAUCAAGGAGACUCUUGCCAAGCAUGGACUUGGUCAUGAACAUGAACAUGAACAUGAACGAGAUUAUAGUCAUGAUGAUCCUGAUGAAGGUGAAGAAAAUGAGGAUGAAGAAAUGGAAGAAGACCCUGAAGUCCAUGGUGCACCCAUCUAUGAGUCGACUGUGAUUGGAAGUGCAAUUCCUGCACAAAAUGUCAAUUUGGAGAAACCAACAGCAAUAGGGGAAACAGGCGCUACAAGGCCUGUUUUUGAGGGGCAAUCAGGGGAGAAUCUGGGAAAACCAUCAGCCAUGGAAGUGGUUCAUGCGCCUGAGGACAAGGAUAUAUCAUUUCCCCCUGAAAUUCGUCGAACAAAAGGGGAUUCAGGUGCCAGAAACGACAAUGAAAAUGUUGGCUCUCAGGGGUUUAGAAUUGGUGCUCUAGAAGGCUUAGAGGAAGAUCCUCAAGCGCCGAAAAACCGGCCAGGAGAAGUUCCGCCUUCAAAUUAUGAAACUAAAGUUACUGAUCCAACUGGAAAGGGUGGUGAAGAAGUUGGAAUAACCCCACUGAUCCAAUCCUUCAAUAAGAUGGGUGUUUAUGAUGAAUCAGUGCCUAAAUCGGAAUCAGGACAAGAGGGGUAUACAGGAAGCCAUGAUCAGUUUGCUCCAGAGCCAAAUCCUACUGAAGGCAAAUCUGAUUCAGCUCCAAAAAGUUGUGAUCCUAGCAAACCAGAAGACAACUUACCGCGUGACACAUUAACCGGAAAAUCAUCAGACCAGAGCGGUUAUGUUGAGAAGAUAUCACUAGCUACAUACACUAUUGCUGACAAAGCAAUCUCUGCCAAGAAUUUAGUCGCUUCCAAGCUUGGAUAUGGAGGCACUGAAGGUGGUAAAGUCCCUGAAACCGAUGAAAAAAAGAAUGCUGCAAAAUCAGGUGCAUCCCCAGCGGAGUAUGCACAUAAAGUCUCAGCGACAGUUACUGACAAACUGGCACCAGUUUACCAGAAAGUCGCAGAUGCUGGAAGUUCUGUGGUGUCAAAGGUGAAAGGCAGUACUGGAACAGGACAGGAAGGAUCUGAAACAAGUGGUGGUAAAGUGCCUGAUAAAGGUGUGUCUGUGAAGGAGUACCUGGUUGAGAAGUUUAAACCUCGUGAAGAAGAUAAGGCGCUUUCUGAGGUGAUAUCAGAGACUUUGCACAAGAAGAAAGAAGAGGUCGGAAAAACAGGUGAAUCAAAGCCAAUGGGGAAGGUGACUGAGUCAGAGGAGGUAGCAACGCAUCUUGGGACUGGAAUGGAGAGGAAGAGAGAGGGUGAAGAUGCCAUUGCUGCUGGUCGCGAAAGCAGUGGAAAGGGUAUGGUAGAUAGGCUUAAAGGGGCUGUCAGCUCAUGGAUUGUUAAAGGUCGUGAAGACCAACAAUAUUCUCAGGGGUCAGCUGAUUCAUCCAAUGUAAGAAAUGAAGGUUCUGCAGCUAGUGAUGAAAUCGGGCAUCGCAGACUCCAAGAAUCAGGCAACUGAUGCAAGUUGGUCCUAGCUCUUCAUCAGAGGUUUGGAGGCAUGUUUCUGCUGCUGCUUUGCUACAUGUUUUUAGGAAAUAUGGUUUAAGACAAAGUGAAAAAUACCUUUGUGUCUAGAGUUAUAUGGACUCUAUGCUUAUUAUGUAUAAAGGAUGAAUAUAAUUACUGUGCUGUGUUUGGAUGUUGUGUAACAAUUGUGCCGUUUGUAUGAAGUUUGUUGUUUGUAUUUGAGUGAUCAA